AAUCGUCCGUUCCGCUUUUCAAAGUCUAACCGAGCACAGCUACGAGUCUAGUUGGCGCGGGAGGGCUGAGGUGGGUUUUACAGAGGUUUUAGGGCUUAAGGGAAAACUCGGUCCGAAACAAUGGCUGCUUCUGUUGCGGGAAGAUCCGCAUUUCUACGAAUAGUAUCUAGAACGAAAAUGACAAACUCAAGAACGACUGUAACAAGAUUCUCGAUGUCCCAGUCUCGAAUUUCUCCGACUGGAUCUUCUUUCUCAAGGUUCCUCCGACGGGAAUUGAGCACGCUUCUUCCCGUCCACAGUGCAAUUGCGUCUGCCUGCCUCGUUUCCAAGCUUCCGUCCGAACUGAGCGCGUCCAUUGAAGGUAACUUUUCUUUUCUCUCUAUAGUUUCGACAUUGGAGAGCAUGCAUUUGAAGGUUGAGGAAGUUUCUCGCAAAAUUUUGGGUUUCUUAAGAAUUUUGGAGUUUUUAAUUAAUUGUUAUUGGAUGUUCUGUUAUUUAAGGGCCAUUGACCCAACUGUAAGGUUUUUAUAGCUGAACCUGAAAAAUUAUGGAAAUAGCCUUUCCAAAUGUGGAGGUAAGCCUGUAGACGUCAUGCGCUUCCCAACAUGGCGUGGGAUUCUUGCACAUUGGGUGUUGCACUGUUAUGGUGUUAUUUUAUUUACUCUUGCAUUAUUUUUGGAUGCAAUAUGCUUGGAUAUGAAAUUGAGUGCAUUUAUACAGGAUGU
Messenger RNA from Malania oleifera, 725 nucleotides. RefSeq lists its product as uncharacterized. Bases 121 to 531 code for a protein of 136 amino acids. The transcript has 2 exons. Lineage: Eukaryota; Viridiplantae; Streptophyta; Magnoliopsida; Santalales; Ximeniaceae. The record is from RefSeq and is a predicted model, not a curated record.